ACAACCAACCAACCUUCCCCGGCUUUGAUCUUCACUGGAUAACAACACCAUCUCGAUUGCCUUUUGACAUCCGACAGCCACUCAACUCUCAUUGGCUAUCGCUGUUUAUAUACUACAAUGUCUUCACCCAGAUACAACCUCGACCAACAGUCGACACAAUCAUACUUCCCUGGAUCUACUGCAUCGCCAGCAAAGAAGCAAAGAAUGUCUCUCACACAAACAUACUACAUCGCCUCCACCGCAAGGAGCAAGCUUGGUCGUGAGGCUUCUCGCGCCGACCAUGACCUCAGACUCCUUGUUGGUCACGCCAACCUCCUCGACACACUCAUGAUCGAACUCCAAGACGCAGAGAGAGAACAAGAGGCUUGGUUCAACGAGUCAAUCAAGGCCAGCAAGCCUGAGCCUGCCACCCGCCACAUCCAAUGGAUCGACUCUAUCGCUGAGGAGCUUGAGGAGGACUCAUCAGACGAGGAGAGUGACGACGAGUCAUUCUACGACGAGGAUGACGACUUCGUCCGCGCCACACCAUCAACAUACUCUGUCUCGACUGUCGAGGUUGACGACGACGAGUUCGAAGAUUUCGAGUUCGAUGCCGAGCACGCGCUCACCCGAGUUGAUUCGCACCCACCAGAACUUGUCCAUGGAGAUUCGGAUUCAGAGGACGAGUCAAUGCCUCCUUCGCCCACACAAGAGGCAAUGGACCUCCAAGAAUCACAACACGCUCAACCUAUCAAGACAACACCCUAUUUGAACAAGAUGGACCAACAUGACUACCUCGGUGACAACAUUGUCAUUUCACAACGGCAAUCACCAAUGAUCAGCGCCUACUAGACGCUCUUCUCUCUUCACUGUCCAUCUUGUCCAGCGUUUCAGCGAUUCUCAUUCUCAAUUUCUCUUUUCUGUAUGGCAUCACGACUAGGAUAUCCCGGCCUUGGGCCACGGCGUUUCAUGAUCAUUUGGGGGCACCGGAAACAUCUCUUCUUUAUCUCAUCAUCUAAAGGGUCGAGCUAUGAGCUCCUCUUCUUACUAUCCAUCUACAGGCCUCAGUUGCCUUUUUUCUAAUCAAAACAUCUUCACAUCUUCAAACCACUUCCUCUUCCAUGUGUUCCAUGUGCCUGUCAAUCCUGUCCCUCCACACCUCGCCUAAGUGACUACAAACAUCCAUUGAUGAUCUGAUCAGGCUCUGCAAAGUGGAUUCCGAGCUGUCCGCCUUAACAACCUCGCUUGUAACCGCUGCCGGCUACCCGGCGAUGCAGGUUGCCGAGCUUAAGGUAAACUUUUUCCUAGAUCGCCUGGCGU
Molecule: messenger RNA, 1299 nt
Organism: Aureobasidium pullulans EXF-150
Lineage: Eukaryota; Fungi; Ascomycota; Dothideomycetes; Dothideales; Saccotheciaceae
Exons: 2
Coding region: 118-831 (237 amino acids)
Source: RefSeq, a predicted model, not a curated record